This is a messenger RNA of Cryptotermes secundus, 3332 nucleotides long. RefSeq names its product zinc finger and BTB domain-containing protein 24. The transcript is spliced from 4 exons. The coding region runs from base 551 to 2347 and encodes 598 amino acids. Gene Ontology annotation, biological process: regulation of transcription by RNA polymerase II. Lineage: Eukaryota; Metazoa; Arthropoda; Insecta; Blattodea; Kalotermitidae. The record is from RefSeq and is a predicted model, not a curated record. Gene Ontology annotation, cellular component: nucleus. Gene Ontology annotation, molecular function: DNA-binding transcription factor activity, RNA polymerase II-specific; RNA polymerase II transcription regulatory region sequence-specific DNA binding.
UGGUUAAUUAAUUAAUUAGAGGAACAACUUUACAUUCUGUGCUUCAUGAAAUAUGCAUUUGGACGUGAACUUACAUAAACAGCUGAAUAAAGACAGAAAACUCUUGCAAUGGACAAUCAGUAUAUCAAAAUUGGACUAUUCAACUUGAGUUAUGUUGUCACAUGUAGUGUGGUACACCUGACGAAAACAACAGUCGCACUGUGGCCCUGGGGUCGACUCAACCUCUAACAGUAACUUGAUAGAGGUGAAUAACCUGACUGUCAAGAAGUGGAGGCAAUAUAUUCCUCUGAAAUGUCGGUUCACACAAGAUCCACACAGCGCCACAUGCCAGAAGACAGCACUGCUGUGAAAACCUCAGAUCUUACAAGAAGUGGACAGACUAGCAGUUAAAAAUUUUACAUUCUGCACCAGAUAUUCAUCUGUUGUCACUGAAUUUUGGUGAAAGAUUUCAUUUACAUAUCAACAUUUGUAGUUGCAAUAGAAUCAUUAAAUAGCAGCAGAUAAUCUUCUUAGGACUCAUUGUUAUGCUGAAUUACUGGGUAUAUAUUUCAUGUGUAACAUGGAUAUGAAUGUCCAACAACCACAAAAGAAGAAUUCAAAAUUGAAAGAUGUUCCAGUUGCAGUGUAUAGAAUAAUAGAAGUUCCUCCGAAUGUAGAAGGUGUUACAAAAACUGCUACUCUCCAGAUUGUACCAAAAGCUGAAUAUGAUGAUGAAGUGUCAAACCAGAGUAGUUCCGGUGAUCCAGAUAAAGUUAAUGUUACUGUUACAACAUCAUUUGUAAUUGAUGAUGAUAACAAAGUGAAGAAACAUUCCACUUCUCAAGUAAUUCGUCUCCCAAUUCCAAUCCAACGUGGUCGACAGAAUAAUGUAAUUUAUGGAGGUUCUUAUGCAGAUGGCAGCGGUGGUGACAGCAGUUUCUUGGACCGACACUUUGCCUGUGCAAUAUGUACGAAAACUUUCAGACACAGCAGUCAUUUGAAACGGCAUAUCAACACUCAUACAGGGGAGCGUGUUUAUAAGUGUGAUUUAUGUGAUAAAACAUUCCUUGAUGCAUCCACCCUUUCCCGCCAUCGGAAAAUUCAUUCAGGUGACAAACCUUGGUCCUGUAAGAUUUGCAAGAAGAGUUUCGGCACACUUGGCUCUCUACGUCGUCAUAUAACUGUUCACAACCAAGAAGGAAGACCUUUCCAGUGUGAAACUUGUAGGAAACGUUUUCCAGAUAACAGCAGUUACCAGAAACAUAAAUUCAUUCAUACUGGAAUAAAACCAUAUGGCUGCGAUAUAUGUGGCAAGGCUUUUGUUCACAUUGGCGAUUUAAAUGGUCAUCGAAAAAUUCACGUUGAAAUAAAACCUUACAACUGUGAACGAUGUGGGAAAGAUUUUGCAAAACAUAGUAACUAUGCUCGACAUCUGCUUAUUCAUGAAGGAGACAAGGAAUUCUUAUGUACAAUCUGUGGUGUAAGCUACAAUUUCCAGAGUUCUCUCACUCGUCAUCUGCUGACUCAUGUCCGGAGGAGUAACAAAGCAUCUGAAGAGGGAAGUUCCACAAAUGAUGAAAACCAAAAUCUGGAUUCUCAAGACAAUGACUCUUCUCAAGAUGCAGAUGAACCUACCACGGAAAUCACAAAAAGCAUAAUUGUUUCAGAUUUGAAUCAAAUCAAGGUGAUAAGAACAAAAAUGAAGCAUCGUAACAGAAUCAAACAAUUACGCAGGCUCCAGGACUUGAGACAAACUCAGACACAUGAUGAAUCACCAUCACCACCCGUGGUAAAUGAGUUACAGUCUCCAGAGUCCUCUGACCCAAAACUCACAGAACGAGGUACUCAGAUCCAAAUGAUCUCAGACUUUAUUGAGGCUGAUCCCACAGUUCUGCCACCUCAAGAUGAAUUUAUAUCAAAACAAACCACAACUGAAGAUGUUACAACAUUGCUUACUUCAGCUGAGGACUUUGGUUCAACAAAAGACAUUCCACAGCUUAUGAUACAACCAAGAACUGAGCCAUUUGGUAAUACAGCUUCCAAAUCUCUUAUAUAUGUGUUGUCAGAUUCAAAUGAAAGUGAAUAUAUCUUAUCCACAAAUGAAUCUGGUGAAAUAGUGUCAGAAGUAAAAACAUCAGGGAAUAAUGGUGCUGUUAUUUCAGAUCCUGAUUCUGUUAUAACUAUAAUACCCAUAUCAGAUGAUCCAGUGACAAGUGUAGCACCAAGUACUUCCAUCAGUGACAAUCCAGAUGGUGUCGUACCUUUAUUGGAAUACAGUGAUGCAGAUGACACGAUCACUAAUACGUUAUUCUCAGACAUUCAUCAUGAGAACCAUAAUGAUGAAGCUGCAGAAAUAACAGGAACCUAAAAUGGAGGUAGCUCAGAACAAGUGUCAGAUCUGAAAGGUAAAGGAACUUUCGUGUUAAUGAAGAGAGCGGCAAAUCAUAUUAUAUCUGAAGGUAAACAGGGAGAGGCAGUGAGUUUCAAAGGUUUUUGAGCAGUCACAUUUCUUUUGCAUUUAAUGUUCAUAUCUGAGGAUUUAUACUAUUAAGAUGUACAAGUGCAUUUCCUCAAAUGUAAAAAAAAAAAUUGAAGGUCCCUGUCUAUACAUUUAAAGCAUGAAAAGUCAGAUUCAUGUUACUAAGAAUUAUGUGUGUAUUAAUAUGUACUUAGAACGUUUAAUUUUCUUUGAUACACCAUGUUUCGAUCUGUCUGUCUGGGCCAUCAUUAGGUGGUUACAAAUGUUACAGUAUCUUAUUUCAGCAUUCAAAAUUAAAAUAUUUUACAUAAAUGUGUAUAUCUAUCAACAUUAGCUCCUAACAUAACUGUGUAGAUAUGUUAUGGAUACUGUGUAGCAUACUUAUAAUAUUGAAAAGAACAUAGGUUUCAAGAAGCCUAUAUAAACAAGCAUUUAUAAUGAUUAUGAUGACAGCUGACAACAAAUGACCUAUAAGUGUCAUUGGCACAUCCUUUAGCGGGCGCGACACUCUGUUUUUAUGGUGUUUUACCAUAAUCUCACAUUUCACUAACAGUUUUACUGAAUAGAGAGAUACUGCAUGCCAGAAGAAAUAGUAUAUAAGUUGGAACCAAUAUAUUAAUUUUAAGUAUUGGAAUAAAGGUCCUGUUGUAGCUGUAAGCACUUGGUGAUGGUUUGACAGAAGGUAUGAAUAUGUGAAGAUUAUGGAAAAUUAAGCCUCCUGAAUAAUCUGUUAAAAAGAAAAAGACCAGUAGUUCUCGGUAGGCUUGAAAGAGUCACCUGAAAUGAAGAAAAGGUCAAGAAGAGUACUAUCUUCUGGGAUAUAACACUUAAUCUUUGACCCUGAAGAUGGAGGUGAUAUGUUCUUCCGAAACAU